AUGCACACGCAGAAGAUGCUCGGGCUGCUGAACCCCCCGAAGGAAGACAUCGAGAAAGGGCCCAUCAUCACCUGGCACUACAUCUCCACCGACCCCACCACCACCCACGCAGACUGCCCGUUGCUCGACUACCUUCUCAUCCCAGGCCCCGACCCCGUCGCAUCUCUUCCGGACGGGUGUGCCGAUUUCCUGAAGGCGCGUUUCGAUGGCCUCAAAGGCCUGCUCCUGAUCUGCACCGGGGCAUGGCAAUCGCGGAUACGUGCCUCUUGGAUGGUCGAGUUUGCGAAGGUGAUGUUCGACCAAGUGCCGGUGGCGUACACCAAGGAGGAUUUGGAGUACAAGGAAAACCCUGCUCAGCCAAACCCGUUUGCCUACAUCUUGGGUGGGUUGGACUGCAACUGA
Cyclocybe aegerita is the source of this 402-nucleotide messenger RNA. Lineage: Eukaryota; Fungi; Basidiomycota; Agaricomycetes; Agaricales; Hemipholiotaceae. The record is from the annotation of a GenBank genome assembly.